Messenger RNA from Tribolium madens (black flour beetle), 749 nucleotides. Its product is annotated as rhodanese domain-containing protein CG4456-like. The transcript is spliced from 2 exons. The coding region runs from base 289 to 729 and encodes 146 amino acids. The record is from RefSeq and is a predicted model, not a curated record. Gene Ontology annotation, cellular component: mitochondrion. NCBI's taxonomy places the organism in Eukaryota, Metazoa, Arthropoda, Insecta, Coleoptera, Tenebrionidae. Gene Ontology annotation, molecular function: thiosulfate-cyanide sulfurtransferase activity.
CCACGCAAAGAUUACGUUACUGUUGCGAUGUUUAUGUAGACUAUUUACAUAAAAUAACGUAACUAGUACACAAUCAACUUGUUAUUAUUAUUACAAAAAGUGUGAUAAUGUGGUAAAAAGUUGUUCGGAAAUAUUUAAUUGGAGUUAUUCGGCUUGAUUUGUUUUUAUUGUUGCCAACAGUGACUACAAAAAGUCACCAAACCGUUAAAUUUUCGAAAAAAAAAAUAAAAAAAACAUUAAUUUACAGUAUAAACUACUUUACGUUGAUUUACAGUUAGGUCACCAAAAAUGUCACUUCUAAGGGGGCGUCAAAUUCUCUCAUUUCUCCAAAAAUCGACUCAAAUUGGGAUGAUAAACAGUACCAAUCUGAGAAUUCUUUCAACUAAAAUCGCCUCAUUUGAUGAAGUUAAGUCAGUUAAAAUGAAUCCAAAGACUCUUCUAAUCGACGUCAGGGAGCCCCACGAACUGCAAGAAACCGGAGUUAUCCCCGAUAGCAUCAAUAUUCCCCUUGGGGAAGUCGCUAAAGUGUUAACAAACAUGUCUUCUGAACAAUUUCAAAAGACUUAUAAUAGAUCCAAACCUGAUUCUAGCACCCCCAUUAUUUUUUCGUGCCGUUCGGGGAAACGUAGCGCUCUUGCACAGGAAGUAGCAACGAAAUUGGGGUUCAAAAAUAUAAAAAACUAUUCAGGGGGGUGGCUGGAAUGGGAGGAAAAAAAUAAAAAAGGUUAAAAUAUUAAUAAAUAAAUAAA